Molecule: messenger RNA, 3544 nt
Organism: Microcebus murinus (gray mouse lemur)
Lineage: Eukaryota; Metazoa; Chordata; Mammalia; Primates; Cheirogaleidae
Source: RefSeq, a predicted model, not a curated record
UAUUAACAUUUUCAAACUAUUAGUUUUCCAUAGAACAUAAUUUGAAGCAUUCAUUCUGUGAAACUGUAGGUACUUUGCUUUUAUAUUUGGAGAAUUAGAGUUGCCUUUGAUAAAUAAGCUGGAAAGGAGGCUUAACUAUUAGUGGGUAAAAAACCACAGGUUUUAAAGUUAUGUAGGCUUUUAUUUAGGUCGUAGUGUUAGCAGUUUGUUUGAUCUUGGCUUAGUUACUUCACAUCUUGAAGCCUCAGUUUCCUUAUGUUAGUACUUAACCUCAUUAGGAUUAUGAGAAUUAAAUAAUGUUAUAUAAAUAAAACAUAUAGAGAUUGGUGCAUGAUAAAUAAAUACUCUUUUUAUAAGCUAAUAAGUUUGUUAAUGUUUCAUGGUUGCUGGCAGAAAACAGGAGACCCCCAGGUCGGAGACAAAUAACAUUAUCACUCAUGGGACAGCAAGCAGCAUGAACAUCAGCAUGUUUGCUUAGGUUUUCAUUGCUACCAAGUCCUGUCAGUGUGCUGGGUGUCCAUGUGAACACAUGCAGUGUGAGUUUGUGUCUUUUUUAAAAAAAUUUUUUUAAAGCAAGCAGCAAAUAUUGUAGCAAACAAUAAACAAGCUAGUUCAUAUCUCCCUGAGAUGGCACCUGCUGUUGCCUUGACCUUGUUUGUUGCCUAUGUAACUUAUUAUUACACAAGAAACAGCUCAGUAUCAGGAAAUGGAAAGCUUUGCAAACUGGCACACUCAGCAAGAAUAUGCAGGGACUUUCAGGCCUGUGGCCGACUGCCUCACCCAGUAGUACAUGUUCUCGAUGAGAUAACAUAUGGUGAUUUUUAGGGGUAGUUGUUCUAUUUUCCACUUUUAAAGAAGCAUGCCAUCCUUUUUACCUUAUGUUGCUCUCCAGUUAUCACCUUCUUUUCUUGGCCAGCCUGGUUGCUUUGAUCUUGUUUCUUUUGAAUUUGUCAGUAUACUGUAUCUGGUUUAUAGUCUUACCAUACCUCUUUUGCAUAAUGGUUACUCAAUUGCAUAAGCUAAUAAAUAUUUUUCAGUUCUCAUAUUGCUUGAUUUCUAUUAUGUAAAUAUAGAAAUCCUUGGAACUCCUUGAAACUCCUUCCUUAUUCCUGAUACUAAGAAGCUUUCUGCUUCUCUUGACUUCUCUGGCUUUUCUUCUCUUAGAGAAUUCUUUUUGUACUUAAUCCAUACUCCUUAAAAUAUUCAUACUUUCCAUGGCAUGGAAUAUUAUACUAGUCUACUUACUACUUCCUUCCUUCACCCGACCAUCCUUCAUUGUAUCAUUUGCACUACAUGGGUCAUAUUUGUGGAAUACAAGUUGAGUAUCCCUAAUCUGAAAUCCAGGAUGCCCUCAAAUCUGAAACUUCUUGAGUGUCACAUGAUGCCACAACUUCACAAUGAAGAGGACAAUUCAGAAUCAUCUGCUGUAGAGCAGCCAUCUACUUCAAACUCAUCACCACAGGAUGUGCAGACUGCUCCCUCAGCAUCAGCACUUGAAACAGACUCUUCUCCUCCACCAUAUAGUAGUAUUACUGUGGAAGUACCUACAAGUUCAGAUUCAGAAGUUUACAGUGAGUUUUAUCCUGUGCCACCUCCCUACAGUGUUGCUACCUCUCUUCCUACAUAUGAUGAAGCUGAGAAAGCUAAAGCUGCUGCGAUGGCAGCUGCAGCAGCAGAAACAUCUCAAAGAAUUCAGGAGGAAGAGUGCCCACCAAGAGAUGACUUCAGUGAUGCAGACCAGCUCAGAGUGGGUAAUGAUGGCAUUUUCAUGUUGGCGUUUUUCAUGGCAUUUAUUUUCAACUGGCUUGGAUUCUGUUUAUCCUUCUGUAUCACCAAUACCAUAGCUGGAAGGUAUGGUGCUAUCUGUGGAUUUGGCCUUUCACUGAUCAAAUGGAUCCUUAUUGUCAGGUUUUCUGAUUAUUUUACUGGAUAUUUCAAUGGACAAUAUUGGCUUUGGUGGAUAUUUCUUGUACUUGGCCUGCUGCUUUUCUUUAGAGGAUUUGUUAAUUAUCUUAAAGUCAGAAACAUGUCUGAAAGUAUGGCAGCUGCUCAUAGAACAAGAUAUUUCUUCUUGUUAUAGAGACUACAGCAGCCCGACAUUCCUUUCUUAUGCCAAUGUGAAAUUUCCAGAUCAUCUGUAAACCUACAACUUUAAUAGGAUAGAAGACUACUAAUAACAGAAGACAAAUUAGUGAAGAAAAGAUAGAGCUUCAAAAUUGAAUAGCAGGGUGGUUUAUACUUAAAAGCCAUUUCUGUUCAUUCUUUACCUAUCUAUAUUUCAUUUGUUUUGCACAUGUGCAUAUGUGCCCAUUUAAAAGAUUUGCAUAUACUUGAAAGAAACCUUAAAGUUGUACCAGUAAAGUCCAGUCACAUUUGGUUAAUCAGUGUUUGAUAUAAUUGAAAGAGUUGAGUGGUAAACAGUCUUCCAGCAUGUAAAUGCCAUUGACUUCUGACCUGACAUUUAGUGUAAUAAAAAUGAAAUUAUUAACCAUGUCAAAUGCUUUUACUUUCUGGGUCUUAGAUUCAUCUGGUAAUUCUAUAUAUGAAACAUCUUUUGUUAUAUAUAAAGUUUAUUGAAACCUGCAGUGCUGAUUAUUGGAAAGGAUUUGUCAGAUUUUUGAACAUGAUAUUACAUUAUUAUUUAGGAAAACUCUUCCUGUAAAUAACCAUGCAUAAAGUACUUUCUGCAUUGUUUUCUUAGAAAUUGUGUCUAGAUAUCUUCUCAUUGAUUUUAAAUUAAGUGAACUAAAUAUAUAUAUAGAAAAUUUGAGUGUUAAAGAUAGAAUUUGUUUUUAAGACAAAUGUUAAGGAAAUGAGGGUAUACCAAAUGUCCUUUAUAAGAAAAAAAAUUUUUAAGGGACGUACUAAUUUUAGAGAUUUUCAAACAAGAAGCUUGUUUUCUAGGAUUGCCCAUCUUAGAGAUUCUUGCAGGAAGAGGUUGUAUUAGAUAUUAUAUUUAUUUCAUUUAAGAUAAUUUUGAAAAUUAAUUUUCCAAAUAUUCUCAUUUGCAUUUGUCUUUUAAAAAGCCAAUAAAAGUAUCUUUCAAUAUCAUUGUAAUAAUUUGUUCUUUAGAUGUUUAAUUUGUUAAGCUUAGCAAAUAAAAUUUUGUGCUAUUAAUAGCUUCUGGUUUUUAUGAUUAUAGAUUAACUUGUAAAAAACAUAUCCUAAGUUGAGAUAUGUGAAAUACCCAUUUUCAAGUUAUGGAAAUGUGUCUGGGGAAUCUAGGGGUGUGUGUGUGUGUGUGAUGAGAGUGUGUCACCAUUGUCACAACUGGAAUCUAAUCUACAUUCAUAAGCUACUAUAUUUCAUAUCUUGCAAAUCAUUCUAUGUCUCAUCUGCUUUUCAGUUAUAUCUUUGCUUUUGAGUACCAACAUUAAAAAUUAUGGUAUAUCAUCUUUUAAACCUAAAAAAUAUUUAAUAUAGCUAGAUAGAAUAUAUAAAAUUGAUUACUUAUUUAUUAUUAGACACUACUACUAAAAGGUACAUUUAAUUAUCCAGGGACAUUUUUCCAUUGCUGAAAAAUAAAAUUUAUUAUGCUUUAUAA